Molecule: messenger RNA, 3319 nt
Organism: Neocloeon triangulifer
Lineage: Eukaryota; Metazoa; Arthropoda; Insecta; Ephemeroptera; Baetidae
Product: collagen alpha-1(XI) chain
Exons: 12
Coding region: 22-3069 (1015 amino acids)
Source: RefSeq, a predicted model, not a curated record
UGGUGCCCACGCGGUGCUCAGAUGCUGCUGCCGUUGUUGCUCCUGCUGGCGGGGCCCGUCCUCGGGGCUGCCGCCGCCACCACCACCACCACCCCCGAUCCUAAGACUGGCAAACAGAUGAGGGACCAGCAAGUGCCACUCGUCUCGCCCAGCUACUCGCUCAUCCACAUGGACAUGAGCACCGGCAAGGAUAUCGGGGGAUGUUUUGAACGAAUCGCGAUUGGCAGACGCCUGGCCGUGGUUUCCAUCUCGGUGCCACUAACCAUGUUGACUUCAUGCGAGAAGAAGUGCUUCGAGAACUCCGACUGUCGAGCUUUCAGUUUCGGGAUGGGUCGUCACGGCAACGGAACGUGCGAAAUGCAAGUGGGUUCGGCGGCCGAACGGGCCCAGCGACGUCGUGGCCGUCGGCCGCGCAAGUUGGAGCCAACCCAGCAACCCGAAGACCCGGACUACGACCUCUUCGAACGUCGUCCCGAGUGCGAAAUGCCGAACGGUUCGCAGCAACCGCCCGGCGAAGAGGACAAGCAGGACCUGCCUCCCUUCCUGGGCAACGUCGAUAACCCGAGCCAAGGCCACGGCGACAACCACCAGCGACCUCCUCAGCAAGGAUCCUCCUCGGGCUGCUUCCGCCGUUUGUUCAGCGGCAAAAAGGUGGCCCCGCACUCCAUCAGACGCUCAAUGCCAGUCGGUAAUGCCCAAGAGUGCGAGCAGGCGUGUCUUGGAGAACGGCAAUUUUUGUGCGAAGGCUUCAAUUUGAGAAUUGACUACAGAGGAAAUGGACGCGGCAGUUGUGAACUGACUGACGUGACCGCGCACAGACUGGGUGAAAGUCUGCUGAAGAAUUUCUUCGAAGACCAAGAGUUUGACUAUUUUGAGCGGCAAGGUGGUUCUCCACAGUGCGGCCCUGCGUCAUCCUCGUCUUCCUCUUCAAGCAGUGGUGCCAGUGGUACCAGGUUUCCUGGCUCAGGGACGUAUCUCCCUUCACCUCCGAACGGUGGCGGAUAUACCAACAACCAGCAGCGCCCUCCACCCUAUCCGUUCGGACCUGGCGGCCCAGGAAGACCAGCAGGACCUCCCUCGGGACCAAAUUAUGGAGGCAACAGUAAUUAUGGAGGAGGAAACAGCGGAAAUUGGCAAAUGUUCUCCACGUCGUCGCAAUUCGGAGGAAACAACCGACCACAAAUUCAGGGUCCACCUGGGCCUGGCUACAAUCAAGGACCUCCUCCCGGUCCUAAUUACAAUCAAGGACCCCCUCCUGGGCCUAUCUACAAUCAAGGGCCUCCUCCUCCUCCUCCUCCUGGGCCAGGGUACAAUCAGGGUCCACCACCUCCUACAAGACCGAGCUACAAUCAGGGUCAAGGACCUACCCCAGGAGGCUGGAACAACAACAAUCAAAACACCGGCCUCGGCUUCUACGGCGGCCCUUCUAACAACAACUUCGGGGGCGGCAGCGGAGGAUACAAUAGAGAACCGCCUCCGCCACCUCCACCACCAGCAUAUGGCCCUCAGAGGCCACCCACUGGAGGACCUCCAGGCGGUCCAUGGAAUGCAAAUGAUGAUGAGUGUUUUGCAAGAGUUUGGAGUGGACAGCGACUGGACAAACUGGCCAUCAGGAACACGUCGAACCACCCAUCCCUGGGCGGCUGCCAACUGGAGUGUCUGCAGGCCAGAGACUUUGUGUGCCGCGCCUUCAGCUACCGACACGGUCCUCCCGGCACCACAGGCGACUCUUGCCUUUUAACCGACAGACCGAUGCAGGAGCUGCACCCUCGCGAGGGUAUGGUCCCUGACCCUGAGUUUGAGAUUUAUGAGCGAAUCCUGAGUGGAAGAGGCUGCGAGCACAUUCCGCCGUACCCGCCUUCAACGCCAUGGCCAGUGGGUCCGAGCACCCCUGUCAGAGGAGGCAACGACAACGACCCUCUGCCACCGCUGCUGGCGCAACCCAUGCCUGGAGUGCAUGAAAGACCUAAUUUGCAAGGUUCAACUGGACAAGAUUGUUACGCCGAGUACUGGCCAUCGGCUCGUCUUGCGGCCAACGUGGUCACAGUGGCUACACACGCGCCUUCCUUGUCCGACUGCCUAUCAAGAUGUACCAAUUCGCUUCAGCAGUGGAAGACGCCGUGCCGUUCCCUUGCCUACAGAGCUGGUGUUCAAGGACACAAUUGCUUGCUGAGCGAACUGGCCCAGCGAGAUUUGAAGCCUAACGCAGACUUUUUGCACGAAGAGGACAAAGCAAGUGGGGAGGGGUGGCGUUUGAUGGCCUGGGACUGGUCGGACGAAAGGUGCAGACUGCCCGGAGCGUCCGGAUCGUCAAACAGCGUCGGACCUUGGAAUGACCGUGAUAAAAAUAACAACUGGCUGAGUAACCCUCAAAAACCGAGCUUCGGAAGUUACGGAAACACUCCGACCCAGCAGAGCUUUGGGUCAAACUACGGUGGUGGAUCGAACUACGGAGGUUCGACUUCAACUUCUGGCAGCUUUGGUGGCGGCGGCUACGGAGGAGGUUUCACCGGACAGAGCAACCAGAUCGGCGGCUAUCCUCAGGGAGGUUUAGCAGGAGGCGACGGGAUGGCCUUUACGGUCAGUGGAAAGCCGUGCGCGGCAGGUCACGUCUGCAGAAUGGACCCUAACGCCGAGUUCUGGUCGUGUCCAUUGGACCCCAACAACGGCAAGGACUGGGACUACUGCUGCAGCCCGACACACAGAUGUGGAUACUCGGAGGGGAUGCAAAUGCCUUGGUGCUAUGUUGGAAUGUCCAAACUGCAAUGGAGACCAUGCAGUGAAAGGUACUGGCCAUACCAAAACAGCCGCAUGGACGACAGGGAGGGCCGACUCUUGCCAGUUGCCUAUCUACACAAAUCAGGGCCUCCCGGAUCAGACUUGAUCAGCAACAACAGAACCACUAACUACGAAAAGUUAACAACAAAGUAUCAAGUUCAAAGGUCGCCCGCAACAACAACAACGCCUAGACCGACAACUACAACAUUGAAAAAUGUUACUAUGGAGGAUGACUCGUCGGAAGAAAUGAUUCCCGUAAAUCUGACUGUGGUGGACGUUGAUAAAAUUUAAAAACUUUAAAAUGCCAGGACUGGUGAAAGUGUAGAAAUGUUUGAAAAUUGGAAGUGAAUGUUCCAUUUUGCGAGCAUCUUCAGAGACGGUUGAGGGAUUUGACUUUCAAGUGCGAAAGUUCUCUCCGUCACCGCCUCCGUACAAAAUAUUAGGUCGAUUAAGAGACUUCUGUGGAUUAAUUAAGUUUAGUUUUGUCUGCUAUUUAUGCCCUCGGAAAUAAAGUUUAAAGUUUAAGCAAUAGCGAGAUUUG